AUAUUUAUAUUGUUCAAUUAUAAUGAUAUAUAUAUAUAUUUUUUUUUAUUUUAUCUCGACUUUAAUUAGUGUGGAUUAUAUAGACCCUUCCUCGCUGUUUUUCUUAUUACAGAUUCACAGAACUAAUACAUAUUUACAUAUUUGUACAUAAUUCACAGUCCAUUUAAAGCAUGAGUAAUGCCUGUUUUAUCUGUGAUCGAGCCCAUAUUUGUUGUGCUGCCACUAGACAAUGCCCUACUAAUCAAGCUACACAAUUCACAAAUUUUAGCACUGAUAAAAGCACACAAUGCAUUAUGUAUUACAUUCAGCAAUGUUUCAGUGAAAUCUCUUAAGGAUCAUUUUCAGGAAAGAAACAAAUGACCUAUCCACCUUAUAGUAAGUCAAGAAGAACUUCCAGACUCUACAUUCACUUCCACUGAUUUUUGUUUUGUCAUAAAAACACUGGUUUGUAGCACAAGUUAUUGCCAUUUAUCCUAGUCAUUUACCUAGAGGCAAAUGAAUUAAAUGUCCUAGGACACAGAAAAGAGUUUGAGGACAUUUUGUUACACACUCACUACAGACUGAUGGCCAUUUUUGUGUUUCCAGUGAAUUUGUCUCAUCCCAGGACUCUGCAGCAGACUGUGGUUCCAGUGGUAAUUAAUUCAGAUUGUAAUAAUCUGCUUGGUGCCACCAUUACAGACAACAUGAUGUGCGCUGGUUUAUUGCAGGGCGGAAAAGACACCUGCCAGGGUGACUCUGGUGGUCCGAUGGUCAGUCAGCAGUGUUCAGUGUGGGUUCAGUCUGGAAUCAUCAGUAAAGGUCAUGACUGUGGUCAGCCCUAUGAGCCUGGAGUUUACACACGCGUAUCACAGUAUCAGAACUGGAUCAUGAGCUCCAUCAACCAGAACCUUCCAGGAUUUAUCACUUUCAACCCUCUGAACUCAUGCUUCUCUGUCAGCCAAAGUACACAUCUAUAAAAAUAACAUGUUGAUGCCCAUCCUCCCCAAAAGCACACUUGCUGGACAAAUGCAUGUUUACGUACAUAAUUUGUGUAGCUCUAUUUAUUUUUUAAUAAGGUUGAGAUGUGAUAACAUAAAAUCACACAAACCUGCACUACUUUCACAGAGUGUUGUUUUAUAAGUUAUGCAAAGCAGUGUUCAGUGUGGGUUCAGCGUUGUCAGCUAUGGUUAAAUAUGUAAAAACCCCAAUAUUCCUGAUGUCUUCGUCCGGUUCUCAGAGAUUAAACAAUGGAUUACAGCCACUGUUGGUGUAAACCUGCCUGGUUUUGUCCACUUUGACCAAAGAUGUUCUCUUCGCAGUAAGAUUCCACGCCUCUCUUGCCUAAACAUACAGUAUACAGCAACACACGCCUCUUUGACUAAUGUGUGUCUGCGUUUUGUGUAGAUAUUCUCAAUAAAACAGAGGUAAAGUUGGUUUUAUAUUCAGACAUUCUCCUUAAUAAUAUAAUUUCAGAAAAGUAUUCUUUGUAAAUUCUAUAUAGGGAAAUGAUAUAAGCAGUAAAUGACUAUCAAAGUACAACAUUGUUUACAGUGAAUUAGAUAGGGUUAAUGUUGUUUUGAAGUCAUACUUGCAUAAUUCCGAUUGGAUAUUCAAAGUAACAUGGUAAACAACAGAGACUGCUACUCAAUUUUAACUUACUUUACUCAGUCUCUCUGUCUUAUUUGCUUAACUUGUUUUUGUUUGUCUUUAGGUUAAUGUGCUUCAACUUCACAGCAUGUCUGGACCGUGGGGGAAACCGGAGCACCCAGAGGAAACCCACGUGAGUGCAGGGAGAACAU
Messenger RNA from Danio rerio (zebrafish), 1778 nucleotides. The record is from RefSeq and is a predicted model, not a curated record. Lineage: Eukaryota; Metazoa; Chordata; Actinopteri; Cypriniformes; Danionidae.